AUGACAGCCACCCCAUUCCCCAGACACAUCCCUUCAAUCCCCUACAGCGAUCCCCCAAGUCGUCUCCAAACCCUCGACGUCUGGCUACCCAAGCCCCAGGAAGCCACAUCCAAACAGAGCAACGAUGCGCCAUGGCUAAUCUACAUCCACGGCGGCGCCUGGCGCGACCCCCUCAUCGAAGCCCCUAGCUUCACACCCACCAUCACCCACCUCGCCGCCUCGCACCCUUCUGCUUUGGCCAAAAUCGGCGGAAUCGCAAGUCUCAACUACAGACUUUCGCCGUACCCCGACCACGCGACGCAACCAAGUGCGCCCGACGACCCAGAGCGCUCAGCCAGACACCCGCAACACAUCCGCGAUGUCGCCCGCGGAAUCCAAUAUCUCCAGCGCGAAUACGGGGUGAAGAGAUGGAUAGGAAUAGGGCAUUCCUGCGGAGCAACCCUACUAUGCCAACUCGUCUCCGGUAUAGGACUGACACCCGACCUUACCCCUUCGCCGGCUCCUGAAGCUAUGAUUUUGAUAUCAGGCAUAUACAGUCUACCGCUCAUGAUACGGAACCACCUCCCACCCACGACACCAGAAUACAUCUCGAAGAUUUACAAAGAGUUUGUGAGGGGCGCUUUUGAUGGGGGGUACAUCGAGUGGCAGGCUGUCUCGCCGGUUGCGGGGAAAUACAAUAAGGAGCAGUGGCCGGAGGGGAAGCUGCUGAUGCUUUGUCAUAGCUAUGAGGAUGAGCUGGUGGAGCGGGCGCAGAGGGAUGUCAUGUGUGUUACGCUGGAUAGGGAGGGGUGGAAUAUUGUUAUGGAGGUGGGGGAUGAUGAGGAUGAGGUUAAGGAGGAAGGAAGGAGAGUGGUUAAUGUACGGGAUCUGAAGGGUGGACAUGAUUGGAUUUGGGAGGAUGGGAAGCAGAUUGCGGUGUUGGCUGCUGAGGCUGUGGAACGGUUGGUGUAA
Molecule: messenger RNA, 951 nt
Organism: Alternaria arbusti
Lineage: Eukaryota; Fungi; Ascomycota; Dothideomycetes; Pleosporales; Pleosporaceae
Exons: 1
Coding region: 1-951 (316 amino acids)
Molecular function (GO): arylformamidase activity
Source: RefSeq, a predicted model, not a curated record